Messenger RNA from Gallus gallus (chicken), 4821 nucleotides. It is a transcript of the gene MAP3K6, whose product is annotated as mitogen-activated protein kinase kinase kinase 6. The transcript has 28 exons. Gene Ontology annotation, molecular function: MAP kinase kinase kinase activity; ATP binding. Gene Ontology annotation, biological process: protein phosphorylation; cellular response to stress; MAPK cascade. Lineage: Eukaryota; Metazoa; Chordata; Aves; Galliformes; Phasianidae. The record is from RefSeq and is a predicted model, not a curated record. The coding region runs from base 980 to 4804 and encodes 1274 amino acids.
GGGCGGAGCGGAGCGCGGUGCCGGGGGGGGAACCGGACCCAAAGAGCUCAACCGGCACGGAGCGGGACCGGUUCGGCGGUGGGGAACGGGGCAGAUCGGGGGAGAGGGUUGUGCCGUGCGGGGCGGGGUUUGGGCUGCGCUGGUGCGGGGUUUGGGCUGUCCCGCUGCGGGGUUUGGGGCUCUCUUCGGUGCACGGUUUGGGUUCUCUCUGUGCGGAGUUCGGGGCUCUCCCGGUGCGGGGUUCGGGCUUUCACAGUGUGGGAUUUGGGCUCUCCGAGUGCGCGGUUCGGGGCUUUCCUGGGGUGGGAUUUGGGGCUUUCUCAGUGUAGGGUUUGAGCUCUCCCCGUGCAGGCGUGGAGCUGCCCCGGUGCGGGAUUUGGGGCUGCCCGGCGCAGUUUGGGCUCUCCCGGUGUACGGUUUGAAUUCUCCCGGUGCGGUUUUUGGCCUCUCCUGGUCAGGAAUUUGAGGCCUCCCAGCGCUGCCGGCCUUGGGGGGUUUCCCACUGCGUGGUUUGAGUUCUCCCGGUGCGGGAUUUGGGCUCUCCCUGCUGUGGGGUUUGUGCUCUCCCGGUGCGAGGUUUGGGCUCUCCUGAUGCGGGAUUUGGGGUUCUCCUGGUACAGAGUUUGGGUUCUCCUGGUGUGGGGUUCGGUCUUUCUCCUUGCGGGAUUUGGGGUUUUCUCAGUGCGGUUUGGGCUUCUUUUGGUGCAGCAUUUGGGGCCGCUCCGGUGCAGGGUUCAGACCCCACACUGCAGGGUUUGGAGCUCUUCCAGUGCAGGAUUUGGCCUCUCCUGCUGAAGAGUUUCAGUUCUCCCAGUGCAGCCUUUGGGGCAGUCCCGGUGUGGGGUUCGGUCUUUCUCCUCGCAGGAUCUGGGGCUUUCUCAGUGCAGGAUUUGGGGCUCUCUCGGUGCGCCAUUCGCUCUCUCCCGGCGCAGAUUUCGGUGCUCGGCAUCACCCCGACCCCCGACCCCCUUCCCAUCCCAUGGCAGCCCCCGGGGCGGGCAGCUGCUGGCAGGACCCUCUGGCGGUGGAGGGCGCGAUGUGCCGCCCGGUGUGCGGGACGCGGUGCGGGCGGGCGCUGAACGUGGUGUGCGUGCCGAGCUGCCGGCCCGCUCCGUGCCCGGCGCUGCGCUGCCUGCGGGCCGCCUGCCGCCAGCUGCGGGGCCGGCUGCGCACCGUGCCCUUCGGCCGCCUGGCGCUGGGGGACACCGCAGCCCUGGAGAGCUUCUACAACGCAGACGUGGCCGUGGUGGAGCUGAGCGAUGCCGUCUGUCAGCCCUCGCUCUUCUACCACCUGGGGGUCCGUGAGAGCUUCGACAUGCCCCACAGCGUGCUGCUCUGCUGCCGCACCGCGCUGCCCGCCCUGCGGGCCCUGCAGGAGGACAUCUGUCAGAAGAACUCGGACCCGUGUGGCAGUUACACCUUCAUCCCCUACACGGUGACGGCCCACGGAGAGGUGCUGUGCUGCGAGAGCAGCCCUGAGCAGCGCCCCACUGAGCAGCGCCCCACUGAGCAGCGCCCCACUGAGCUCCCCCCGCCCGGCUGCGACACGGAGCCCUUCACCCCACUGACGGCGCGGCUCGUGCGGCUGCUGGAGGGCGUCCCCACCAACUCCUGCGGAUAUUUCAGGGAGACCCUCCGACGUGACAUCCGCCGGGCGCGGGAGCUGUUCCGGGGCGAGCAGCUGAGCCGGGAGCUGAGGCUCAUCCAGCAGCGCCUGGACAGCGUGGAGCUGCUCAGCCUGGACAUCGUGGUCAGCCUGCUGCUGUCCUACCGCGACGCGCAGGAUUACAGCUCCAUCAUCUCCCUGGUGGACGCCCUGCGCUCCCUGCCCACCUGCGAUGUGGCCGAGCAGCCCAACGUCCGCUUCCAUUACGCCUUCGCCCUCAGCCGGCGUAACCGUGCUGGGGACCGAGAGAAGGCUCUGUCAGUGCUGCUGCCCGCCGUGCAGCACCGGGACACGGCGGCGCCCGACCUGCUCUGCCUCUGCGGCCGCAUCUACAAGGAUAUGUUCAUCAGCUCCGGCCUCACCGACACGGAGAUGCGGGACCGAGCGCUGUACUGGUACAGCAAAGCCUUUGAGCUGGAGCCCAGCCUCCACGCGGGCAUCAACGCCGCCGUCCUCCUCGUCGCCUCCGGCCAUCGCUCCGACACAUCGCUGCGGCUGCAGCAGAUCGGCGUGAAGCUGAGCUGCCUGCAGGGCCGGAAGGGCAGCCUGGAGGAGCUGCAGCACUACUGGGACGUGGGCUUCUGCCUGGGGGCCGGCAUCUUGGCCAACGACCUGGGCAAAGUCAUCCAGGCCUCCGAGAAGCUCUACAGGCUCAACGCACCGGGAUGGUACCUGGUGUCCGUCAUGGAGACCUUCCUGCUCUACAAACACUUCCAGGAGAGCCCGGCGGUGCCGUCCGCCCGCCAGGAGCUGGCUGACUUCUGGCUGGGUUUCCUCCUCACCUCCUGCCAGCCUUUCGUGCCUGAGCCGCGCUGCCCGGUCCUCAUCCUGGAGCACGGCAAGGUGCUGCGGCCGGCACGGCUGGCGGUGCGCGGUGCAGCGGAGGAGCCCGCGGUGAUGCUCAGCCUCGUGUGCCCCAUGGAGGAGAAAGCGGUGUCCUGCUGGAAAUUCCCACCCGCAGCCAUCCGGGGCGUCAGCAUCUGCAAGAGCGACGAGCGAGGCUGCUUCCUCUACGUGGUACACAUGGAGGAGGACUUCCAGCUGUACUUCCCCUCCCAGCAGCACUGCCAGUGGUUCCGUGACCGGGUCCAAUCCUUCCUGGCGGAGCAGGGCGGUGAGGAGCUGCCCAGCAGCACGCAGCCCAUCCUGGAGUACAGCUAUGAGUGCACCGAGUCGGGUGAGCGCGUGGUCCUGGGCAGGGGCACUUAUGGGGUCGUCUACGCCGGGCGCUGCCUUGGCACCCAAGUGAGGAUCGCCAUCAAGGAGAUCCCGGAGCGGGACAGCCGCUACUCGCAGCCCUUGCACGAGGAGCUCGCCUUGCACAAGCACCUGCGGCACAGGAACAUCGUGCGGUACCUGGGCUCCGUCAGCCAGGAUGGCUUCAUCAAGAUCUUCAUGGAGGAGGUGCCCGGAGGGAGCCUCUCGUCCCUGCUGCGCUCCAAGUGGGGUCCCCUGAAGGACAACGAGCCCACCAUCGUCUUCUACACCCGCCAGAUCCUCGACGGGCUCAGCUACCUCCACGAUAACCACAUCGUGCACCGGGACAUCAAGGGGGACAACGUCCUCAUCAACACCUACAGCGGUGUGCUGAAGAUCUCCGACUUCGGCACCUCCAAGCGGCUGGCGGGCAUCAGCCCCAGCGCUGACAGCUUCACGGGCACCCUGCAGUACAUGGCCCCCGAAAUCAUCGACCGUGGGCCGUGGGGCUACGGGAAGCCGGCGGAUAUCUGGUCCUUGGGCUGCACCGUCAUCGAGAUGGCCACGGGCAAACCGCCCUUCUACGAGCUGGGCAGCCCCCAGGCGGCGAUGUUUAAGCCCGUCCCGCAGGUGGGUAUGUUCAAGGCGCACCCGGAGGUGCCCGGCUCCAUGUCGGAUGAGGCCAAGGCUUUCAUCCUGCGCUGCUUCGAGGCCGACCCAGCCAAGCGGGCAACGGCGUCUGCGUUGCUGCAGGACCCAUUCCUGGCUGGUGCCAGGCGUGCCAGCAGCCAGAGGGCGCCCACAGUGAGGGACGGUUCGCCCCGCUGGGAGCGCCACGAUGGGGACACAGUGGGGACCGACGGCGCCGGGGGAUGUGCUGCCAUGCAGGGGGGUGGGGUGGGGGGCACAGCGGGCAGCACCCCCCUCCCACACCGCCACGGUGAGGCGGCGUCAGGCCACAGCAGCAGCAGCUCUGACCUCACCCUGCGCUCAUCCUCACCCGAGGAGAGCGGGGACGGCUUCGUGCUGCGGAAGGACAUCCAGCGCCGCAGCGCUCUGCUGCGCAUCCUCAGAGCCGAGGCACCGGGCAUCACCGCUGCCCUGCAGGAGAGCCAGAGCGCGGAGGGACCACGGCUGAGCUCGGAGCACAUCUCCCAGCUGCUGAGCUGCCUGCAGAGCUACAUCCAGUGCCCCCAGCAGCCCUGGCUGCGCCGCGACCUCCUGCAGCUGCAGGCACGGCUGAGGGAGGAUGGGAUCGGUGUGCACCGACUGCGGGCACCGCUGCUCCGCUUCCAGGCUGUGGUGACGCAGGUGCUGCGCCAGCACCACAUCAGGCCCCACUGGGUGUUCGCUCUGGACGCUGCCAUCAGCCAGGCAGUGCAGGCAGCCACGGCCGUGUUGGCGACGGAGCUGCGGGAGGGCGGCACCGAGGACGACCCCACGGAGCGGAGCGCCAACGAGGAGUGCUCAGCGCUGCUGGAGCGCCUCCGCCGUCUCCGCGCACAGACGGGCAGGCUGCUCCGGCAGCUGGCCGAGAAGGAGCGGGAGUGGCAGCGGUUGGCACAGCGGGCGCUUUGCUCGGGGGACGCCACGCUGCCCCAUCUCCCCCCACCCCGCGGCGAGGAGGGAGACGCCGGGGGGAGCGCCGCUGUGGGGCAGGGACCCUCAGCCCCACGCCCCGAGCGCAGCCCCGCGGCCCGGGCCGACCCACUGCUCGUGGAGUGGCUGCGGCAGCGCGGCACGGACCCGACCACCACGGCCACGCUCCUGACCCACGGCUUCACCCUGCGGGACCUGCUGGGCGCCGCCACCCGCGACGACCUCUUCUACACCGGGAUGAGGCGCGGCUCGGCGUACCGCCUGUGGGCAGCCAUCGUGCAGCACCGCAGGGACCACCGCCACGGAGGGGACGGCGGAGGGACGCGACCGUCGGAGCAAUAAACGCCACCCAGGAGAGA